Molecule: messenger RNA, 9956 nt
Organism: Mirounga angustirostris (Northern elephant seal)
Lineage: Eukaryota; Metazoa; Chordata; Mammalia; Carnivora; Phocidae
Gene: TMEM64
Product: transmembrane protein 64
Exons: 3
Coding region: 169-1314 (381 amino acids)
Biological process (GO): positive regulation of bone resorption; regulation of cytosolic calcium ion concentration; positive regulation of osteoclast differentiation
Cellular component (GO): endoplasmic reticulum
Source: RefSeq, a predicted model, not a curated record
GACCCGUCCCUCCGCCGCUGAGACCUUGCCCUUACCCCGGGCCCUUUCCUGCUCCCCGAGCAGACGCAGGGAGUCCAGGCAGGGCGUACGGGGAGCCAUGAAGGGCCGCUGCCUGAGAGGCGCCGCGGCGGAGGGGCUGGCCGGCUGAGGGCCCGCGCCGGCCGAGGCAUGUGGAGCCCCAGCGGCAGCCUGCUCCAGGCACUACCCCGGCUCCUGCAGCACGCCGCCCUCCAGGGCCGAACCGAGCUGCCGGCCCGCUGGGUCCUGCCGCGGGCAGCGGGCGGGGACGACGCGGCCGAUCGCCUCCCCCGCGGGGGCGGGGCGAGCGCGGCGGCGGCGGCGGCGGCUGCCUCGGGCGCCCUGCUCGGCGCCUAUCUGGAGCGCCACGGUCCGCCAGCAGCCUCGGAGCUGCCGGCGCCGGGCGGGGCCUUGGCGGGCGGCCCCGGCGGCGGCAGCGGCGGCGGCGUGGUGGUCGGCGUGGCGGAGGUGAGAAACUGGCGCUGCUGCUGCCUCGGCAGCACCUGUUGGUGCCGGAGCCUCGUGCUGGUGUGCGUGCUGGCCGCGCUGUGCUUCGCUUCCCUGGCCCUGGUCCGCCGCUACCUGCAGCACCUCCUGCUCUGGGUGGAGAGCCUCGACUCGCUGCUGGGGGUCUUGCUGUUCGUCGUGGGCUUCAUCGUGGUUUCGUUCCCCUGCGGCUGGGGCUACAUCGUGCUCAACGUGGCCGCCGGUUACCUGUACGGCUUCGUGCUGGGCAUGGGACUGAUGGUGGUGGGCGUCCUCAUCGGCACCUUCAUCGCGCAUGUGGUCUGCAAGCGGCUGCUCACUACCUGGGUGGCCGCCAGGAUCCAGAGCAGCGAGAAGCUGAGCGCCGUUAUUCGCGUCGUGGAGGGAGGAAGCGGCCUGAAAGUGGUGGCGCUGGCCAGACUGACCCCCAUUCCUUUUGGGCUUCAGAAUGCAGUGUUCUCGAUUACUGAUCUCUCCUUACCCAACUAUCUGAUGGCAUCUUCGGUUGGACUGCUUCCUACCCAGCUUCUGAAUUCUUACUUGGGUACCACCCUGCGGACAAUGGAAGAUGUCAUUGCAGAACAGAGUGUUAGUGGAUAUUUUGUUUUUUGUUUACAGAUUAUUAUAAGUAUAGGCCUCAUGUUUUAUGUAGUUCAUCGAGCUCAAGUGGAAUUGAAUGCCGCUAUUGUAGCUUGUGAAAUGGAACUGAAAACCUCUCUGGUUAAAGGCAGUCAACCAAAUACCAGUGGCUCUUCAUUCUACAACAAGAGGACCCUAACAUUUUCUGGAGGUGGAAUCAAUAUUGUGUGACUCUAAUGAAAUGUGUGAUUGUCAAGAGCUAGUGUGCUGUCCAAGGUCUAGUGGUCACCUUACCAGCGGGCAGAGACAAGUUCUAAUUGUAUUAUGGCACAAACAAAACUGACUAGUUUUUAAAUUGCACAGUUUUUUUAAAGGAAGAAUCAUUUUCUGGAUAUGUAAUUGUAAAUGUAGAUGCAAAUUUGGGCUGCACCUCUUUAUCAUUUAUUACGCCCACAGUGGCCCAUAGGUCUGCACUUUAGUGUUUUUUAAUUGUUUUCUUUCUGGGUACUUAAGAACGGAGAAAUAACCCAAAUAUUUUUCUGCUUAGUGUCUUUAUUUAUAAAGUCCAUGAAUAGUUGUAAGCAUCUUCCCUACUUAUAAUGAUGAGUAAAAGUAAGUAAUUUUAAAUGUAUGAUAUUAUUUAGAUGUUCUGUGUCCUUUUCAGAAAAGAUAGUUUUUUUGGUUUUGUUUUUUGUUUUAAGUGGGACCACUUUGCUUCCCUUUUCCUUACUAGUUAGAAAAUAGACAUUAACUUUUGGUUGAAUGUAUUUUUGCAAGCAUCAUUGCAGGGCCAUUUACACCUUUUCACACAAGCUUAAAUCCUACAUUGUGGGACUGAAGUGCUCUUAAGAUACCUUUUUAUUUUCACUGUGGAAUAUGCAAAGCAAAAGGGAAAUUAUUUAAUGGGCGGUGGCUCAAAUUAGAACCCAUGUUCUAAUUCCAUUACAUUGGCUUUACUUUCGUUAGAUCUUUCAUCAAAGGGCUGUCCCGUUGCAGUCUUACUAAAAAGUUUUAGUAAAAUAAACUUCCUUUUCUUUUUAUAUUCAUCAUUAGGCUUUGAGAUAAAGAUCUAUUCCUUUAAAAUGAUGGACUUAACCAUCAUGGACGAUGUCACUCAGGUGGCCUUGUUUCAUCAAAUAGCCUUUAAAAAAAAAACCAAGCUUUAAAAUCAUGUUUAUAAGUCCACUGAAUUGCAUAUAUAUGUCCCCAUAGUCUUCAGCUUUAAAACUAUAAAUAUAAUGUUAACUUAAUGCCCGAAUUUGUAUUAUUUGCCCUACUAUAAAGUAGGUUUAUUUUGUUUGUUUUUUGGUACUUGUUUUUCUCUGAUAAGACUCAGGAAUUCUGAAAUGUGAAAUUAAGUCUCAAUUCUUUCUCUUGUAGUAUGAAUUGAGUGUAUUUAUUAAUAGCACUUAGGGAUAUAGCAUACAAAAAUUUGGCAUAUGAAUCAUACGACGUAUGUAUUACCCAUCUAUCACCUUAUGUUUUUAAAAUGGUUUAAUUGUGAACUUGAUGACUAGUUUUUUUACAACCCAGAUUAUAAAUAUGAAUGCAAAUUUUCUGGUUGGUAUCUCUUUUUUGGCUAUGACUAUUUCACCUUAUCAGAGACCUCCCAUUUGCCUUUUCAUUAGGGUAAAACCUUUGCCCUGAUUUACUAAAGUGCAAAAGAAUUCUUUGGGAGCACAUUUUUCUAGUCUGAUGCUAUAGACACAUUGCAUUUGAUUUUAAUUCAUAAGUUUUUUUCCCCUAUUGCAGUUAUAAUUGAUUUCCUUUUCUUCAUCAUGUUUAAGUUUUCUCACCUUUGGGUAACAGAGAAGUUCAUUUAUUGAUUUCCAUACCAAGACCUCAGUGCAAAUGAUCCAAGAGGUACCUGGGUCUACAGUACUUAAUUGGCCUCCAAAUCCUUCUUUCUUUCACUGGUAGAAAAAAAUAUAUAGUCCUAGAAUAUUCGUAUUCUUUUUUUUAAUCCUAAUUACUUGUUUUUAUUUUUUUAAAUAAUUUUAGUUUAAUAAUCCCGAUGAACAAUAUGCUUGAUUUAUUCUUUUCUGUCUAACUUGACAAUAUUUUUCUUGUGCUUCGUGUUUGUUGGUAAGUUUUUGUUAAAGGAAUCAUUUAAGAUCACUACUCUCAGACUUAUGUUACACUUCAUGUAUUUUGAAGUGCAUUUAUUUACUUAGCAUUUUGUAACUUGAAUAAUUUCACCAAAUGAAUACCUUUUAGUAGUUUGUAAUGAGUUCUUCCAGUUGUUGCAUUCUGCUUCAUACUUAAAAUAAGUAUGUAAAGGUAGAAGAGAAAUAAUUUUUCUGUAUUCUGCCAAUCAUAAUUUUAUAUAAUAAAAUCAUCCAUUUUUUACUUAAAAUAGUAUGGAUUUACUAUUUCCAAAAUACUAAUCUAAAGCUGCAAUUUUCCUUUGCUGCUUUAUUUUUGGCCUCCCAAGUAAACAACAAUCCAUUAUAUUUAUGCUGUUUGAUAGCUGAAUUUGGUUACUGGGUUUUAGAUGUGCUCUCUAUAAAUUGUAUGAAGCAUUGCCAUGCCUUAUUCACUCCAUCUUUAACCCUGCAUCCCAGAUUUAUGGCAGCAACAAAUUUAACAGGAUCCUUGUACGUUGCCCAAAUGAUGCCUCCAGUUCUAGAGUGUGUAUUUGUAAAAGAAAAUGUUUUGAUUUUUCAAACUGCAGUAUAAAGUUGCUUUAUGAACAUUUUAAAAAGUAUACAACAUACCUAAUUUCUCAGUCUGAUUGAAAGAUAUGUUCUAUUUUUAAUUCUUUGGGCCUUUCCCUUAGUUUUCCAUAGUUUUUUGGUUUAUUGUUAGUGAUUUGUUUACUCUUCGCCAAAUUUUGUCAUGUAAAUUAUCUUUAAACAGCACAUCUUUUUAAAAACGUGUACAUAAUAAUUUACUAAGUGCUUUCAUGUCCAUUUUCAUUUGAUCAUCUGAUUUGUGAAAUAACUUGAAAUCUGUACUCUUUGGUUUAUGAAGAUAAUAGAACCAAAUCUCUGUCAUUAGAACGUGUGUUUUGAGUUUGUGUUCAAAAGUGUGUGGAUUUGUUCAGAGCCAGCUAUACUCUUGUUUAAUGUACUUUGUAACUAACUGCAAACCUAAGAUGACUUUCCUUUGAUAGGGUCAAACAUAUGACUAUAAACCAUUUCCCUCCUUGAGAGGCUAAGUUCAGUAGUUACUCUUACUUACAUCCUUGCUGUAACUGAGCUCAGUGCCCUAGCCACCGGCAUGUCCCAGCCUUUCUGUGUGUGUUAACGUGCAAUGCUGAUUUGGACUGUUCUUGGGGAAGGUGCUAUGGCUUACUUAUGUCAGUAUUUGUGGGACUAGCUUUAGAAUGCUUGAGAAAGAGGCUAGGUAUGUGCCAAGGUAAUCCAGGUCAAUCCUUAGAUGCAUGGUAAAUCCAUGCUAUUCAAAAUCAAGUGGCGUUCACAGAGAAAAAAAAGGUCAGGAACAGUGAUACUGACUGAGGUUGAUGACUUCAGUGAUGGAAUUUGUUUCCGAGGCCACUCACUUAUCAGAACAAUGGUCAAAAUUACACUCUCUGGUGUUUAGAUUGGACGUUGCUGAUUUCUGUUAUAAUAAGCUGGUUAGGAUAUCAUUUUUUUAAAGGUCAUCUCUUUAAGUUUAAAAGCCUUUAAAGAAGGGAGGAAUCACCUGUUCCACAGGAUAUUUGAAACUCAGGAGUUCUAAUAACUUUGCAUAUUGAACAUGAACUAUUUAUUUCACAACUAAAUUAUAACUUGGUACUUUGGAAUUGCUAAGUGAUUGCUGCAAACUAUUUUCUACAGUAGCUGAAGAUUUAAAAUAGAUAAUUUGAAGGGUGAAUCAGUAAAAUCUCAUGAUAAUUGAUAUCCCAGAUCACUUGUGUGCCUGAGAAAAUAAAAGGUGAUAUUUUAUUUUCCUUCUUUCUUCUCUUUCUUUCCCUCUAUAAUUUGAUGGAUAUAGAGACAUGUGAUAUGGGAGGGAGCAAUUUAUGAGGAAGGGAGGACAUGCUAAGAUGGAAUGGUGGUGACUGACCCUAGAAGAGGGUGGUUAUGGUUACGGUUAUAGCAGAGGCCUUCUGGAGAAAUGAUUCUGAUGUCUAAUGUUGCCACUUGCUCUUUUUUUUUUUUUUUUUCUAAUACCCCUAAAUCACGAAAUGCCACCUGCCUGUCAAAAAAUCUUUAGUCAGGGCGCCUGGGUGGCUCAGUUGGUUAAGCGACUGCCUUCGGCUCAGGUCGUGAUCCUGGAGUCCCGGGAUCGAGUCCCGCAUUGGGCUCCCUGCUCAGCGGGGAGUCUGCUUCUCCCUCUGACCCUCCUCCCUCUCAUGCUCUCUGUCUUUCAUUCUCUCUCUCUCAAAUAAAUAAAUAAAAUCUUAAAAAAAAAAAAAAAAUCUUUAGUCAUUUGUCUCAGGCUGCAGUAAUGUUUACGAUGCCUUCAUAAUGUUGAAAGACUUUAACCAAAAUGAUUUCCUAUGGAUCUCUACCCUCCUUCCAUGACUGUUACCUUGAGGGCAUACUCUGCUGUCAUAACACUUUUCAUCUCCGCACCUAAAAUAAUACUUGUCCUUGUUUGUUUGUAGCAGUUACCGCACUGUUAUGUAUAUCUUUUUUGGCCAUUUUUGGUCAAAAUUGGUUGCUAGAACAUAAACUAGGCCAAAGGGGGGAUGCCCCAUGUUACAGACUGCUUUCAACUGGAGAGGUACAGUGGAGCACUGACUGGAUAAGUGUGUCUGGCAGUGCGACUGCUCAUUACCCAAGAUUGCACAGUACUCUCUGCCAUGCCUCUUUGGUUGAUGGUGCCUGUCAGCACUCAUUGUGGGGAAAACGUAGUAGUAGUAUACUGUAUUGGGAGGUCAGUAUUGAACAUUUUUAGGGAUAGCAUUAAAUGCACAGUGGUAUUAAAAUAGUAUAUGUGUAUAUGGUAAACUUAAUCAUUUUGCCAUGUUUCAACAAAGUUGAUUAUCUAAACAGUAAUUACUAACUGAUACUACUGUCUUAAAAAUGACUAAUACUCUGUAGGGCAAUCUGCUGGGUGAAAGGCUUAAAAAUCACAAAACAUGCAGAGAAAUGGAAGAGAAGAGAAUGAGUAGAAUAUGCAUUGAACCAAAAAAGAAUAAUUUGAAAAUUACAAAAUUUUUACAGUAGAUAUACAAUUAGAGUGGUAUGGGUUUGUUUUUUUUUAAGAUUUUCUUUAUUCACUAUAGAGAUAGAUGGAGCUAUAUAGAGAGAGAGAGAGCACAUGAGCGGGGGGAGGAGCAGAGGAAGAGGGACGAGCAGAUUCCAAGCUGAGCACAGAGCCCCACGCCAGGCUUGAUCCCAGGACCCUAAGAUCAUGACCUUAGCCGAAACCAAGAGUUGGACGCUUAACUGCACCACCUAGGCGCCCCAUCCCUGGUAUGUUUUAAUGUAAGUGUGUUUAUCCUAGGAUGCAUAAAAUUUAUGACUACCAUAUAGUAGAAGCAGCUAAGAGGGAAUUCUUUGAUUCUGUCCUUAUUAGUUACAAAGCGCUUUUCAGUAGAAAUGUUUUGAAGCAUGGCCUGUUUCAUACUCAUUAUCUCUCCCAGUCUUGCACUAAGUUGACCUCAGCAAGGAGGGCAGGGAACUGAGUGGUUUUCCAUUAAGUUUUUUCAGUUCAUUCGUCCAAUUUUAAGUUAAUUAACUGGUUUUGUGUCAUCACAUACUUUAAAUUUACAAAAGAACGGCUUUGCAUGGAAUCCACAUUCUAGGUAGUUUGCAAAGGAGUGCAUUACAUUAUUAGAUGGACUUGGAACAGAUUUUGGGAACAUGGAACCUGAGAUUGUCUUUCCUCCGCUUGGCUGCUAGGAUCUACAACUGCUGGGCACAGAUGAGGUUUGCUUUCUGUGAGGGUCUUAGCAGAGAAAGCCAACCUCUGAUUUUCUCUGGUUUCCCAGAGAGCAGGGCUUUCUCUGCUGGGAGGAAAGACUGGAGAGCCGGAGAUCUUGGGGGAGACUUUGAAAUUCUUGGGCUUCUCAGUGGAAGUUUGAUAUGGACCCCACCAAAAUAUGUCAGUUCUCCCUGGCCUCAGUAGGCUGAGAGCAGCUAAGUGGCCUGAAUGUUUCCUGCUGCCAGAGAAGGAGAGAAUUCAGGAAGACCAUAUACAAAGAAGUUUCCUGCAAACUUCCUUCAAGGAAUUCACAGCCUGCCUGCUUCAACUUCCACCCCUGGCAUUUCUGAUGUAUUAAGUGCAGCAUUGUUCUUAGUGUCAAACAACUGGAAACAAAGUGAACACAGCUUGUAGGGGAAUGGCUGCACAAAUUAUGGCAGAUCCACACCACUUCAGAGAAAGGAACUAGGUGUGUGUCCAUGAAUGCUGACGUCCACUCUCCUAGGCUGCUCCCAGCCAGUCACUGGGCAAGGUCCAUUCCUGAUGAUGUGGGAUUCCUCUUAACAGGAUACAUUUCCUUAGGGACAUCCCAUCAGUCGGGCUGAGGUUUUCUCAGGACUGACCUGCAAACUGAGGUCCAUCCUUUGCUCCUUUCUCAGGUGUUAGUCCCAAGUCUUAGUUAAAAGGCCCUCUCUGCCAACUCCUGCUUCUUCCCCUUUAUUCUUCACAGGCAUUUCCCUCAGUAAGUCUCUCGUGUUUAAUUCAACUUGCAUCUGUUUCUUGGAAGACCUGAACUGAUACAAUCUGCUAUGAUGCAAUGAGGGGGAAAAAAUCACUUCUGUGAUAUUUCUGCCAAAAAUGCAUGAUCUGAAUCUCUUCAUGAGGAAACAAACACCAGACAAACCCAACGGAGGUACCUUGUAAACACAACUGGCCUGUAGUCCCGAAAACUGUCAAGAUUAUGAUAAAAAAAAAAAAGACUGAAAACCUGUUCUACAGUGAAGGACUUUAAAGAGAUGAGAUAACUAAAUGCAUGUGUGAUCCUAUAUUGAAUUUGUUACAAAGAACAUUAUUAAGAUAAGUGGAAAACUUGGACUGGUUCUUUGUAUUAGAUGGUGAUAACCAUCUUGAUGGCAUGAGAGGAAAUGCUCACUAGAGAAUUCAGGGAUAAUGAGUGGAUCAUCAUGUCUGAAACUGGGUUCAGAAGAUAAAGGUCUUUGCACAAUUCCUGCAACUUGUCUAUAAAUUUGAAAUUCUCAUCUUUCAAGAAGUAAAUGUGGAAUAUGGGGAAUGGACUCAGAGGAGCCAAGAAGAAAAGUCUGGAGACAAAUUAGAAGGCUAUUCGCAGAUGUCCAGCUAACAAUGAGUGGGACAGGAGGUAUGGUAAGCAAAGAGAGAGUCAAGGUAGAUUUAAGUGAUGGAAUUAUCCAGACUCAUUAAUGAAUUGGAUAUUGGGCAGGGGGGGGCGGUAAGAAAAAGGGUAAUUAAAGAUAAUUUUUUGUUUCUGGCUUUAGCAACUGAGUGGAGGCUAGCCACUCAGUGUAGCAAGGAAGAUGGAGGGGAUAAUAGGUUUAGGAAGAAACCUAAAAGCUAGGGUUCUGCUUGCUUAUCCAAGAGGAAGGCUUGUCACCGUGCUGGAUUUGUGAGCACUUGCCUCAGAAAAUAUUUCUCUAUUGUAAUUUUCCAUCAGGCUACAAUGGGCUGACCAUUCCUGCUUCCAGCAUCACCAUCUAUUGUGAUAGUGGCUGAAAACAGGAUGAGCUCUAAAUGUGGUUUUAAAUUUGCACUUGCAUUAGGCUCACUCCUCAUAAGAACUUUGGGAAUUACUUUCUCUCCUGGGGCUCAUUAGAAGCUUCCUAGCGUUAACAAACAGGUAACUAGUUGCUUUAUUACAUAUGUAAUAGGGGGAAGACUACUCUCAUUUUCAAUUCACUAUCAUUGUUACCAUCAAAGGGAAUUGUAAAUGAGAGUUUUCUUAAAUACAAUUAGCUUAAGGCUACUCAAGUAUUCAUUCAGAGAACAUUCUUAUUUAAAAAUGUUUAACUCUGGUCUGUGUCUGAAAGAUAUAAAACAUGUAGAUUUUGUAUAUUUUAUAUGUUUGCUGUUACACAAAUUUGAUAAAAAUAGCCAACAUUCUUUAGAUAAAGAUAGGUGGUAGUUCUUUUUGGGCACCCCAGUAACAGGUGGGUAGGAAAGCGAAAACAAAACUAAGUAGGCAGGAAAACAAUUCCUUAGGAGUGGAAAAAAAGCAGGGAGGGGUCAGUGAUCUUGACAUUUCAGUGAGGGGAUUUCUAGGAAGAUGUCACAAAUAUUCAUAAGGACCAAGAAAUCUGUUCCAGUGUCCUGUAAGACGUGUAUUUUGUUUGACCCCUACUCAAGAUUGUCUCGAGAGGUCUUGAGAAAGCUACUGUUGAAAGACUUAAAGCAUUUUACUUAAUCUGUCAGUUUAACAGUGACACUUGUGUCUCAGCUCUGCCAUUCACUAGGGAGAAGCUUCACCAAAUGGAGUUUGGUUCUGACUUUUCCCCAGGUUCCUGUUCUCUGUCCUCAUAUUUAUAAACAAUCGAGCUAGAGUUCUUGUCCUCUAACCCUCCAAAAAUGUUCAUAGUGAAAUCAGUAGUAGUCGGAGUAUGUUGAGUUACUUGAGUGGUAUUUGCCGUUGCACAGAGCAAAAGGGAGGGGCCAACUGACCAGUCUCUCUGCAGUAUCAGCAGUCAGUGCACAGUUGCUUUUCUCCUUUUCCCCAGAGUUGAACAGGACCCUGAAUAGGGCUCAGCUGAAGCAGAUACAUGGAAAUAACAUGUAUCAUGGAGUCUUAACAGAUGCCUUCUACUGUGCACUAUUCUCUUACUUCAUCCUCACUCUCUCAGAGGCAUUUGUCUUGUUCUCUGUCUUGUUCAUCACUGCCUUGCCGGCUCCUGGAAUAGUGCCCAGCACCUAGUAGAUGCAUUAUAAAUAUUUGUUGACUUACUGAAUAGUAAAAUGAGCAUAACCUUGUAGAGAUGGGACAUGGCUUGCUUACACUACUGGAUUUAAUAAAUAUUCCAAAAAUG